AUCCUCGCGGAGCGUGUUUCGUCAUUCGCUUCUUCCGCCCGCCCGUCGGCCCGCCCUCGCCCGCCCGUCGCCCGCCCUGCUCUGCCCCUCAGCACAAGACGAGCGAGAGCGAGAGCGAGACUCGGAGUGCGGAGACGAGAGACGAGACGAGACGAGACGAGAGCAGGCGGUCGAAGGGAGAAAGAGUGCGGCUCGUCGUGCUCGACGCCAAGCCAGUGCAGCGAAUCGAAUCGAAGCCCGGAGAGACGAGUCGAGUCGAGACGACGACACCACGAGAGAAGAAAGAGAGCGAGCGAGAGAUUAGAGAGCGAUAGUGUCCGAUAGACGGAACAGAUAGACAGACAGACAGACAUACGGAACGUAGCAGCAGGCAGGCGAGCCGUGUUGGAGAGGAGAGAGAGAGAGAGGAGUGGAGAGAAGAGAGAGAGGUGUGGUGGUGGUGGUGGUGGUGGUGUUGAUGCAGUGGGGGAAGAGAGGGGGUGGGGGAAUAAGGAAGGAAGGGGAGGGAUGUGCGAGAGGAGUGAUGAAGACCUAAGAAGACGACAGCGAGGGAGGAGCGAGAGCAAGAAGGACGACGAGAGGAGGAGGAGGAGGAGGAGCCCUAACCUGUGACGAACAGACGAGGGACGGGCGAAAUCGAUAGAGAGGAGGGGAGGAGGAGCGGUGGCCCGAGGGCGAAUCGAGGUCGCUCAUGUUGGAUUGGAGAAAACAGGGAGUAGAGCAGACAUCGGUAGCGCAGCGCGUGGGUGCGAGUGCUUGCAGCGGUGCGUCGACGUUGGAAGAAGAGGGUUACCGUGCGAGCCAGCGAGGAGGAGCGUAUCUGAAGCAGCGUAUGCGAACGAGGCAAAAACAGGGUAUUAAGGACGACGGCAUCUUUGUGGUAACAGGAGUUACAAGAAGGGCAAGAUUUCUAGUAGAUGUCAAUUAUUCCAAAGGGCGGCACCCUCCACAUCCGGGAGGUGUGGGCGGAUAACCUCGAACAUGAAUUCGAGUUAAUCCGUGAGAUUGUGGAUGACUACCCGUAUUUGGCCAUGGACACCGAGUUUCCGGGCGUUGUGGUGAGACCGGUUGGCACCUUCAAGAGCAGUGCAGACUAUCACUACCAAACUCUUCGAGCUAACGUCGACAUGCUCAAGUUGAUUCAGCUCGGGUUAACCUUCUCCGAUGAGGAGGGCAAUCUGCCGCGAUGCGGAACUCGGGACUACUGCGUGUGGCAGUUCAACUUCAGGGAAUUCAAUCUGAAGGAGGAUGUGUACGCGCAGGACUCGAUAGAGCUGUUGCGGGAUAGCGGGAUCGAUUUCCAAGCCAACGAGGAGAGGGGGAUUGACUCGCAGAGAUUUGGAGAGCUCUUGAUGUCUUCGGGGAUCGUGUUGAAUGAGAGUGUGCAUUGGGUGACUUUCCACAGCGGAUACGAUUUUGGUUACUUGUUGAAGUUGCUUACCUGCCAAAACUUACCGGCUCGGGAGGCGGAAUUCUUCAACCUGUUGAGGACUUACUUUCCUACCGUGUAUGAUAUCAAGUAUCUAAUGAAGUUCUGUGACAAUUUGCAUGGCGGACUUAACCGGCUUGCGGAGAUGCUGGAGGUGGAAAGAAUCGGGCCCUGUCAUCAAGCCGGCUCCGAUAGCUUGCUCACGUCCUGUACCUUCCGGAAGCUAAAGGCAGGGUUCUUGAACGGGUCUACAGAAAAGUACGCUGGUGUGUUGUAUGGGUUGGGUGUGGAUAAUAGUGAAUCUUAGUGCCUUUGGCGGGGCCUCUGAAGCCCAUUAGCCGCUUUCUGUACACUGGCAUGCGGACAAAGUCCGCGAUUCAAUCUUUUACUCAGUCUUCUCUAUUUUAAUCACAAGUCUUCUCCGGAUUGUUUGUUAUUUU
Molecule: messenger RNA, 1869 nt
Organism: Marchantia polymorpha subsp. ruderalis
Lineage: Eukaryota; Viridiplantae; Streptophyta; Marchantiopsida; Marchantiales; Marchantiaceae
Source: the annotation of a GenBank genome assembly